Molecule: messenger RNA, 1363 nt
Organism: Aspergillus japonicus CBS 114.51
Lineage: Eukaryota; Fungi; Ascomycota; Eurotiomycetes; Eurotiales; Aspergillaceae
Product: O-methyltransferase
Exons: 5
Coding region: 153-1361 (402 amino acids)
Molecular function (GO): O-methyltransferase activity
Source: RefSeq, a predicted model, not a curated record
UCAAAUAGGGGAAGGAGGGGAGAACUUACCUUUAAUAGGGGUAUAAUUCAAAUAUAGGCCGGUCGAGAGAAAAGGCUCCGGGGGUCAAUUCAGAUUCGUAUCCUGAUCGUCCACACACUUAGCCACUCAUACCACCACAAUCACCCGUCGAUAUGCCCUCAAACGAGAGUUAUCAUAAUGACUCCUCGAUGGAGACUGAAGCAUUGCUGAGGCAAGUCAAUCAGGCGGCAAACGCAUUCAACGAGUCUCAUGGCGAGGCCGACCGUCUGAAAGCACUACGUGCGGCACAGGAACUGGUGACUGCAUUCCAGAAACCGCAGGAUGCAGUGUACAACCUGGCCUAUUCACCCACCCAUGUGAUGUGUGUUAGGAUUGCCAUCGAUCUGGAGAUUUUCACCACCUUGAGCGAAAGGGGCUGUCCGACGAGAUUGGAGGAGUUGGCGGCUGUCAAGGACGCUGAUCCCAUUCUGACAGAACGAGUGCUGCGCAUUUUGACCAGCAUCGGUUAUGUGGCGGAGCACGACGUGAGAAUGUAUAUGCCGACGGCAAUGACGAGGCAAAUGACCGACCGUUUGAGUCUGGCGGUAGUUAGAUUCAUCUUCGACGUCGGGAUGCCCACGCUCGCCAAAGUCCCCGAGUUUCUGCGAACAACUGAGUACAGGAAUCCCUCGGGCCCCUUGAACGGUGCAAUUCACUAUGCGGAGAAGAUGGACACUAUCAUCUGGGAGUGGCUCGCCACAAAACCGGGAUACCUGGACGCCUGCAACACGUUCAUGGAAGCGGAUCGGGGUAGCCGACCCAGCUGGUUGGAGUGGUUCCCGGUUCAGGAACAAUUGAUCGAGGGUUAUCAAAAGGGGGAUAGCGAUGUGCUCCUCGUGGAUGUAGCAGGAGGACGGGGACAUGAUAUUGCUGCCUUCCAGACCAAAUUUCCCGAUGCGCCAGGCCGGCUGGUACUGGAGGAUCUUUCGCAGGUUCUAGAGAGUGCAGUGGUUCAUCCCAAGAUUGAACAUGUUCCAUUCGAUCUGUUCAAGCCGCAGCCGAUCCAAGGUGCACGGACUUACUAUCUGAAAUUUAUUCUGCACGAUUGGUCGGAUGAGGAUUGUCGUCGGAUCCUGAGACAUGUCGGAGCGGCGAUGAAGAAGGGAUACUCUAAAUUGAUCAUUGAGGAAUUUGUGCUUGCUGAUAGAGACUGUGCUAUGCUGCCUGCUAUGUGGGACUGGGAGAUGUUGAUCUUCUGUAACAGUAUGGAACGUACGGCGGACCGGUGGAGGAAACUGAUCUGUUCUGCGGGCUUCCAAAUAGUGAAAUUCUGGCCCCCUCCAGGGGAUGGACAAGGUUUAAUUGAAGCAGAGCUGGAGUAGAG